Molecule: messenger RNA, 396 nt
Organism: Cooperia oncophora
Lineage: Eukaryota; Metazoa; Nematoda; Chromadorea; Rhabditida; Trichostrongylidae
Source: the annotation of a GenBank genome assembly
AUGAUGUGUGAAAGUCGUGGCAGCAAAGCGGCGAGGAUGGCACAGGCUCAAGAAGCUGUGGCGAGAGUGAAGGUGGUGGCUCCUGAAGGAGAGAUACAGCCCAGUACUGAGAUUGAUUUGUUUAUUUCGACUGAGAAGAUUAUGGUGCUCAACACUGAUCUCCAGAGAAUCUCGGAUACUGAUGUUCGGCAGGUGGGUGUUUUGAUCAACAGUGUACAAGAAACAACCACUACAACUGAAGCCACAGCCGGUACUACCCGACUGAAGCGUGAUCGGACCAUAUGGCCUCGGGAGAAGGAUACCGCUCCGCUUUCGUUCACAGGACACAAUUUCGCGGAAUUUCCUAUCUCCGAUACAAUGUACCUGGAGACGAACAUCACUAUCGAGUUCAGGUGA